This is a messenger RNA of Aspergillus costaricaensis CBS 115574, 675 nucleotides long. Its product is annotated as putative C2H2 finger domain protein. NCBI's taxonomy places the organism in Eukaryota, Fungi, Ascomycota, Eurotiomycetes, Eurotiales, Aspergillaceae. The record is from RefSeq and is a predicted model, not a curated record. Gene Ontology annotation, molecular function: zinc ion binding; nucleic acid binding. The coding region runs from base 1 to 675 and encodes 224 amino acids. The transcript is spliced from 5 exons.
AUGGCUUUAGCCGGUCAACGUAAGGUUGCCUUUGGAUUCGAAAAGGCCUCACUAUGCUUUCCGGAGCAACGUGCCGGAACAUGGCAACGUCAUAAAUUACGAGACACCGGGGAAAUGGCCGUACGGAAGCGACCAAAAGCGCUGACAGAGCCGAGUCAGAGCCGAGGCCUACCGAUGGGAAUCCCGCGGCCCGCCGCCAAGACCCAGCUGAUUUUGACCAAUAAUGAGCAACAUGUUUCAGGAAAUUCUUCUUUCGCACACAAAGGCGGAAUUUUGUUUCAUUCCGUAUAUCGGUGGAAAAACACUUUGCGACAGCUCACUAGCAAAUCCAUCAGGCAGUUCUUUUUUUGGGCCGCAGUCUAUCAAAAUGGGAGCUAUUAUGAUCAGGUCCGGGCUGAUAUCGCGUCCGCGAGACACCUUGAACUAUACAAAGCUACGAAAGACGAAGAGGACCUUCCUGGCCUAGGAAAGCAUUAUUGCGUCGAGUGCUCCAAAUGGUUUGAGAGCGAGCAUAAUAUGGCCGCCCAUACGAAGGGCAAGAACCACAAGAGAAGACUCCGCAUCUUGCGCGAAGAGGCACACACACAGAAGGCUGCUGAGGCUGCCGUCGGCUUGGGUACAGACAAUGGUGUGAGGUCGCAAGAGACCACCGAGAUGGUCAUUAUGGAGGAUUAG